AUGUUCACUCGCAACCUCACCAAUAUGUCCGCGCGGACAAUGCGCGUAGCAUCACGUUCAGUCCCAGUGUCUGUAGCGAGGCAACCAUUGAGCACAAACUCGAAGACGAAGACGGACAAAUACCCAGAUGAUAAGCACGUGGUGAACAAGACAAAAGAGGGUGAUACAUACAAUAUCCAUGAGAGUAAUACCAAAGAAGCUCUGGACUCCGCAGAUAAAGGCACAGGCGGCACGGCAGUUUCGGGCUCAGAUAAAACAGGCGCAGUUGACAAGGCAAAAAAGGAUUUUCCUGCAGCACCUGACCCAGCGAUUGGCAUGCAAGAUGAGAGGGGCGGAAAGGGCUACUAG
Molecule: messenger RNA, 348 nt
Organism: Plenodomus lingam JN3
Lineage: Eukaryota; Fungi; Ascomycota; Dothideomycetes; Pleosporales; Leptosphaeriaceae
Source: RefSeq, a predicted model, not a curated record